UGAUGGAGGCAACGGCCCGCCACACCCGCGGCCGUUCUAGCGCCCGCGGUGCUCUCCGGAUCUGACAUUUGUCCGUGAGGCAGCAGUGCCUUGGCGUCAGGGUUGUCGCGUCGGAGAUAAAGUCGGAGGAGGUGAACGAAUCUCUAGAACGCCCCUGUAAGAUGACGAGAAGGGCAGGAGCGAGUGGGGUCAAUCGAUAGCGCAGCGCUCGGCGCGAUGCCCUUUGUGCGUGCGCAGUGAAGCUGGCAGGGAAAUUAUCUUCCUCUUCUCCAAGAUGUACAGAACCAAAGUGGGCUUGAAGGAUCGCCAGCAGCUCUACAAGCUGAUCAUUAGCCAGCUGCUCUAUGACGGCUACAUCAGCAUUGCUAAUGGCCUCAUCAAUGAAAUCAAGCCUCAGUCUGUCUGUGCACCCUCGGAGCAGCUCCUGCACCUCAUCAAACUAGGAAUGGAAAACGAUGAUACUGCAGUUCAGUAUGCAAUUGGUCGGUCAGAUACAGUUGCCCCUGGCACAGGAAUUGACCUGGAGUUUGAUGCAGAUGUCCAGACUAUGUCCCCAGAGGCUUCAGAGUAUGAAACAUGCUAUGUCACAUCCCAUAAAGGACCAUGUCGUGUAGCUACCUAUAGUAGAGAUGGGCAGUUAAUAGCUACUGGAUCUGCUGACGCUUCCAUAAAAAUACUUGACACAGAAAGAAUGUUGGCCAAAAGUGCCAUGCCAAUAGAGGUCAUGAUGAAUGAGACUGCACAGCAGAACAUGGAAAACCACCCAGUGAUUCGAACUCUUUACGACCACGUGGAUGAAGUCACGUGUCUUGCUUUCCACCCAACAGAACAGAUCCUUGCCUCUGGUUCAAGGGAUUAUACUCUUAAAUUAUUUGAUUAUUCCAAACCAUCUGCAAAAAGAGCCUUCAAAUACAUUCAGGAGGCCGAAAUGUUACGCUCCAUCUCUUUUCAUCCUUCUGGAGACUUUAUACUUGUUGGAACGCAGCAUCCUACUCUUCGACUUUAUGAUAUCAACACAUUUCAGUGCUUUGUCUCUUGCAAUCCUCAAGAUCAACACACUGAUGCCAUAUGUUCCGUUAAUUACAAUCCUAGUGCCAAUAUGUAUGUGACUGGCAGCAAGGACGGCUGCAUCAAAUUGUGGGAUGGUGUUUCAAAUCGAUGCAUCACAACUUUUGAGAAAGCACACGACGGUGCUGAAGUUUGUUCUGCCAUUUUUUCCAAAAAUUCAAAAUACAUUCUGUCAAGUGGAAAAGACUCUGUAGCUAAACUUUGGGAAAUAUCAACAGGACGAACCCUGGUCAGAUACACAGGCGCUGGCUUGAGCGGACGGCAGGUGCACCGGACGCAGGCCGUCUUCAACCACACGGAGGACUACGUGCUGCUGCCCGACGAGAGGACCAUCAGCCUCUGCUGCUGGGACUCGAGGACGGCCGAGCGCCGCAACCUGCUCUCGCUGGGCCACAACAACAUCGUGCGCUGUAUCGUGCACUCGCCCACCAACCCCGGCUUCAUGACCUGCAGCGACGACUUCAGGGCGCGGUUUUGGUACCGGAGGUCAACCACGGACUAGAGCCGCCGCCGGCGUUCACUAGGGUUCUUUUCUCGAGGACUCUGCCCCUCCUUCCCCUUGUGUCCCGUCAUCAGCUUCAGUAGUAAGUCAUUGUACCAUCUUUGGCAGUUGUGCUGCCACCUCUGCGUCCUUCUGGGAUUUGUAUGAAAGAAUCUUUUUUUACCUUGAUGGAGAAUCAUGGUGGAAAAAGUUGGAAUCACAGAUCUGUGCAGUUGUUCUGCAGUCACUGAUUAUUACAGUGUGAUUUUCAUCAGUUUUGCAAAUACAGGACUUGCUCUUUCCCUUGAUCAUUUGAAGAAGGAUAGAGUAUUCAAGUGCUUUCUAGAUCUCAAGUGGAUCUGUCAUGACGAAUGUUCAUUUGGAUAUUUUGUCAACUUUUGUGCCUGUUUUACAUCCCCUUUGUACAUUUCCUUUCAAAAUACAUUUUGGCAGAUAUGGGGGCAUAUGGCUCUGAGAAUCCAGAGUUUUAUGCCAUAUUAAAACCAUUUUAGAAAAUCGGUAGUAUCAAUUCUAUCCUAAAGUGACGACAUUCUGAUAAUCAAGUUCAGAUCUGCGACGUUACUGUUGACACAUUUUUCACUUCAGUGAAAGUAGUGGCCAGCUUUUCCUGAAGAUUUAUAGGAGGUAUAUCUCCCAUCACACGUCCCACAUUAUCCUUUCACAACCUAAAAUGCUUGUCUUCAGUAAAUGUGUUCUGAUGAGAUGAUUACCAUUUGAUAGGAAACAUUGAAAGUACAUCCAGUGUAAUCACAAUUCGGUGAGCCCGCUGUUGCUCUCAUCAUCAGGAAUGAUGACUGUCGAUUGACUUUGUUCUUAGGUAAUUUUAAAUCUUAUUUUUCAGUUCCCUUCAGCAUGAGCCAUAGCUACUCAUCGUGGAUACACCCAGCAGCUGCAUUCAGAAGAUUUUUUUUUUUUUUUUUUUUUUGCAAUUAACGAACUAAUACAGGUUUUCUUGUUCUUGAAACUUUUUAGGCAGUGACAGUAGUUCUCUGGAUUCAACUCUAGCUAGGUCAGAGAGCCCUGAGCUCCUCUUACAGAGAGAAACUUUGGUUUAUCAUUAUCUCCCACUACAAAUACCUCAUGGUCUGGGUAGGAGUACCUAGAAAUACAGUCUGAAAUCAUUUGAUAAAGAUAUUAAAUAUAUUAAAGUAAUUGGUUUCUGUUAUAGGAAUUUUAUAGUCUUCUGAAGUUUAUUGUAUAAAA
Molecule: messenger RNA, 2773 nt
Organism: Eubalaena glacialis (North Atlantic right whale)
Lineage: Eukaryota; Metazoa; Chordata; Mammalia; Artiodactyla; Balaenidae
Gene: CSTF1
Product: cleavage stimulation factor subunit 1
Exons: 6
Coding region: 275-1570 (431 amino acids)
Biological process (GO): mRNA 3'-end processing
Cellular component (GO): mRNA cleavage stimulating factor complex
Molecular function (GO): RNA binding; protein binding
Source: RefSeq, a predicted model, not a curated record